AAGACAUUAAUAUCUAUCAAUUGAUACAUUAUAAUAUCGAUUGAUACAUUAAUUAUAAUAUCUAUCGAUCGAUAUUUAAUUAUAAUAUAUAUCAAUCUAUAUAUUGAUCAUAUGUAUCGAUACAUAAUAUCUGUCAAUUGACAUUAAUAUCUAUCAAUCGAUACAUUAAUAAUAUCUAUCAAUUGAUACAUUACUACUACUACUAAUAAUUAUUAUUAUUACAUUGGGUUAUUGAAGGCUUUCAUGGCCAGAAUCACUGGGUUGCUGUGAUUUUUCCGGGCUGUCUGGCCACGUCCCGGAAGCAUUUUUUCCUGACGUUUUGCCCACCUAUAUGGCAGGCAUCCUCGGAGGUUGUGAGGUCUGUUGGAAAUUAGGCAAGUGGGGUUGAUAUAUCUGUGGAUGUGAGAUAGAACUCUGUGGUCUGUUUGAGACAAGUGGGAAGGUUGCCAUCGGCCAGCUUGAUUAGCACUGAAUGGCCUUGCAGCUUCAAAGCCUGGGGAAUCCUGGAGGAGGUGGGAUUUCAAAGGGGUUUGAGUUGGCCUUCUUUUGAAGCCGAGAGAGUGUGACUGGCCCAAGCCGGCUUCAUGGCUGAGCAAUGACGUGAUGUUAACAUGAUGUUAAAAUACCUUGUUACCUGGAAGGUGUUUCUCGCAGCAAGCGCAGGCUUGUCGGAGGGAUUUCUGGGCCACUUCUCCCGCAAGGGCCUGGGGAUAAAUGUGAUAUAAUGGGAACGGGUUGAGUAACAAAUGGCAGUUGACACCCCUUUACAACCAAGGAUUAGGACGGGUUUUUGUUGUUGUUUUUUUCUGGUGCAGGAGACCUCUCGCCCCAAAUGCUCUCGGAGAUGAGAGAGACGAACCAAGUGCUGCGGGAAAUCACGGAGUUGCUGAAACAGCAGAUCAAGGAGAUCACCUUCUUGAAAAACACGGUCAUGGAAUGUGACGCCUGUGGGAUGGGCACGGGAGCCACAGGGCACCCCAUCAGCCUGGCCCCGCUGAGCCGCUGCUACCCCAACCCGUGCUUCCCGGGCGUCACGUGUACAGACACCGCCACCGGCUUCCGCUGCGGCACGUGCCCCCAAGGCUACACCGGCAACGGGACCCACUGCACCGACAUCAACGAGUGCACAGCCAAUCCCUGCUUCCCGAGAGUCCAGUGUAUCAACACGGCCCCUGGUUUCCGGUGUGAACGAUGCCCCGCCGGAUACACGGGACCGGUCCACGAGGGGGUGGGCUUAGCCUUCGCCAGGGCCAACAAACAGGUUUGCAACGACAUCAACGAGUGCGAAUCCGGCACCGCCAGGACCUGCGUCCCAAACUCCAUCUGCAUCAACACCCGGGGAUCCUACAAGUGCGGUUCCUGCAAAGCCGGCUUCGUGGGUGACCAGACGAGUGGCUGCCGGAGCAAGGCCGAGCGGCGGUGCCCCAAUGGGGAGCUCAGCCCCUGCCACGAAAAGGCCGAGUGCUUCGUGGAGCGCGACGGGUCUCUGGUCUGCGUGUGCAAGGUCGGUUGGGCAGGAAAUGGCUACAUCUGCGGACCGGACACCGACAUCGAUGGCUUCCCCGAUGAAAAGCUCCGCUGCACCGACAAAAAGUGCCGCAAGGACAACUGUGUCACCGUCCCGAACUCUGGCCAAGAGGACGCAGACCGGGAUGGGAUCGGCGACGCUUGCGACGAUGACGCCGACGGGGACGGGAUCACCAACACCGAGGACAAUUGUGUCUUUGUACGCAACACCGACCAGCGUAACACCGACCAGGACAAUUUUGGCGAUGCCUGCGACAACUGCCGCAACGUCAAGAACAACGACCAGAAAGACAGCGACGGAGACGGGCGCGGCGACCUCUGCGACGACGACAUGGACGGAGAUAAGGUGAAAAACGUGUUGGACAACUGCGUGAGGAUUCCCAACCCGGACCAGCGGGACAGCGACGGGGACGGCGUGGGCGACGUCUGUGACAGCUGCCCACAUAUCAGCAAUCCAGACCAGAAAGACACCGACCACGAUCUCGUGGGCGAUCCCUGCGACACCAACCAAGACCGGGAUGGAGACGGCCACCAGGACUCUCGGGACAACUGCCCCUCGGUGCCCAACAGCUCCCAGCUCGAUUCGGACCGGGAUGGCAUCGGGGACGAAUGCGACGACGACGACGACAACGACGGCAUCCCGGACCAGAGGCCGCCGGGCCCCGACAACUGCCGCCUGGUCCCCAACCCUGGGCAGCAGGACUCCGACCGAGACGGCAUCGGAGACGCCUGCACCAACGACUUCGACAAGGACCUCGUCGUCGACCAGAUCGACGUCUGUCCCGAAAACGCGGAGGUGACGCUGACGGAUUUCCGGGCCUUCCAGACCGUCGUCUUGGAUCCCGAAGGGGACGCCCAGAUCGACCCGAACUGGAUCGUCCUCAACCAGGGAAUGGAAAUUGUUCAGACCAUGAACAGCGACCCAGGUUUGGCCGUCGGCUACACCGCGUUCAACGGGGUGGACUUCGAGGGCACCUUCCACGUCAACACGGCCACAGACGACGACUACGCCGGGUUCAUCUUCGGCUACCAAGACAGCGCCAGCUUCUACGUUGUCAUGUGGAAACAAAUGGAGCAAACCUAUUGGCAGGCCAACCCUUUCCGAGCCGUCGCCGAGCCGGGGAUCCAGCUAAAGGCGGUGAAAUCCAAGACCGGGCCGGGCGAAUACCUCCGCAACUCCCUCUGGCACACCGGAGACACCCCCGACCAGGUCAGGCUGCUGUGGAAAGACCCCCGGAACGUGGGCUGGAAGGACAAGACUUCCUACCGCUGGUUCUUGCAGCACCGGCCACAAGUGGGCUACAUCCGGGCUCGUUUCUACGAAGGACCCGAACUGGUGGCCGACACGGGGGUCGUGCUGGACACCACGAUGCGGGGCGGACGUCUGGGCGUCUUCUGCUUCUCCCAGGAGAACAUCAUUUGGUCCAACCUGCGGUACCGCUGCAACGAUACCAUUCCCGAAGACUACGAGUCGUACCGGAACCAGCGGGACUACUAAGCACCACUGCUUCGAACGGAUCUACUGCUUGGCUUCUUAAAAGAUAUAGAGAUAUAUAAUUUUAAAUAUGGUGGACUGUCCUCGAAUGCUUUGCAACCACUGAGCAUCGUCAGUGCCGUACGAUGCCCCGAUGUCUUCAGGUCAGAGAGGCUCUAUUUUGUCACCGUUUCCGCGGGUGCGGAGUGCUCGACGUCGGGGCCCGGGAUCCCCCGAGGCCGCGGAUACGGUCGAACCCACAAACCCAGACAGGAGGACAAUUUUGUCGGGAAAGGGUUAAAUUGAGACACAUCUACCUUCUGUCUCAAUUUCCCUCUUCUCUGGCAAUCUAGCAAUCUGCAUAGACGCACAGACAGAAAUCCACAUUCUCAUUUUAUUGAAGUGAUUACUACUAUUUACAUAGCACGGCCGGAGCGAAACAUUUAAGCAUCCAACGAGCGGUUCUCAUUUUAUUGAAGUGAUUACUACUAUUUACAUAGCACGGCCGGAGCGAAACAUCUAAGCAUCCGACGAGCGGUUCUCAUUUUACUCAAGUAAUUACAACUAUUUACAUAGCACGGCCGGAGCGAAACAUCUAAGCAUCCGAUGAGCGGUUCUCAUUUUACUCAAGUAAUUACAACUAUUUACAUAGCACGGCCGGAGCGUAACAUCUAAGCAUCCGAUGAGCGGUUCUCAAUUUAUUGAAGUAAUUACAACUAUUUACAUAGCACGGCCGGAGCGUAACAUCUAAGCAUCCGAUGAGCGGUUCUCAAUUUAUUGAAGUAAUUACAACUAUUUACAUAGCACGGCCGGAGCGUAACAUCUAAGCAUCCGAUGAGCGGUUCUCAAUUUAUUGAAGUAAUUACAACUAUUUACAUAGCACGGCCGGAGCGUAACAUCUAAGCAUCCGACGAGCGAGUGAAGUGUGGAUUUAUGUCUGUGCAGCUUCCUGAAUUCUCCCGUUUUCAGCCCUAAAACAAGGCCGAGGGUGUCCUUUUGGUACUUACCAAGCGGAUCAGGGACGUGGUCCAUCUCUGUCCCUGCUGUGGAAAUAAAUCUCUUUUUUUUAGUGAA
Anolis carolinensis (green anole) is the source of this 4075-nucleotide messenger RNA. RefSeq names its product cartilage oligomeric matrix protein (gene comp). Gene Ontology annotation, biological process: cell adhesion. Gene Ontology annotation, cellular component: extracellular region. Gene Ontology annotation, molecular function: calcium ion binding. Lineage: Eukaryota; Metazoa; Chordata; Lepidosauria; Squamata; Anolidae. Bases 833 to 3025 code for a protein of 730 amino acids. The transcript has 18 exons. The record is from RefSeq and is a predicted model, not a curated record.